This is a messenger RNA of Tripterygium wilfordii, 1833 nucleotides long. RefSeq names its product cyclin-D3-1-like. NCBI's taxonomy places the organism in Eukaryota, Viridiplantae, Streptophyta, Magnoliopsida, Celastrales, Celastraceae. Gene Ontology annotation, molecular function: cyclin-dependent protein serine/threonine kinase regulator activity. Gene Ontology annotation, cellular component: cytoplasm; cyclin-dependent protein kinase holoenzyme complex; nucleus. The transcript has 6 exons. Bases 330 to 1394 code for a protein of 354 amino acids. The record is from RefSeq and is a predicted model, not a curated record. Gene Ontology annotation, biological process: mitotic cell cycle phase transition; regulation of cyclin-dependent protein serine/threonine kinase activity.
UUUGUUUGGAGUAUAAUUUCUUCUUCUUCUUCUCCUUCUCAUUUCUAUGUGCCUCUCUGUCUCUCCCGUCUCUCUCUUUUAAAAAACCCCUCUCAUCGGCAGUCUUUUCAGACCCAACUUGGAUGGGUAGGGAGGGAUAUAUAGAGAGGGAGAGACUCUGCUUCACUCUGGGUUUUUUGAGUUUUUGAAUCAGUUAUUGUUCUUUCCAUCAAAAUCUGCUCUUAAUCUAUAAAAUCUCAAUAUAGAACACUGAAAAAAUCAUAACCCAAUGGCCAUUUCUUGUUGAAUCAUAAAAAAAUAAAGCUUUUUUUUUUAAGUGGGUGUUGGUGAUGGCACCAAGUUUUGACGGUUCUGUUCCAAGCCUUCUGUGUGCGGAGGAGGAUAGCAGCGUUUUUGAUGACAACAAUUGCAAUGGUGUAGUGGGGGAGUUUGAUACUACUUCGCAGUACCAUUGGAAUCAUCGAAACAUUUAUAACAACCUGCCUUCUGAUGAUGGAGAUGGGUUACCAUUGCAGAGUGAAGCAUGUGUGAUUUCGAUUAUUGAAAAGGAAUGCCAGCACAUGCCCUCUGUUCAUUACUUGGGGAGGCUUCAAAAUGGGGAUUUGGACGUGGGGGCAAGAAAGGGGGCUAUUGAUUGGAUCGGAAAGGUACAAGCUCAUUAUGAUUUUGGUCAUCUAUGUGCAUAUCUAGCAAUAAAUUACUUGGACAGAUUUCUUUCUGCGUAUGAAUUACCUAAGGGCAAACCUUGGAUGAUGCAGUUAUUGGCCGUGGCAUGUUUGUCUCUGGCAGCAAAAUUGGAAGAAACUGAAGUUCCUUUAUCUCUAGAUCUACAGAUGGGUGAUGCUAAAUAUAUAUUUGAGGCUAGAACAAUACAAAGAAUGGAGCUUCUGGUUCUCCACACCUUAAAGUGGAGAAUGCAAGCAGUGAGUCCUUACUCUUUCAUAGACUAUUUCCUCCAUAAGAUCGACGACAAUCGAACCCAAGUACGAAUUUUACUUUUACGAGCAGUCCAGCUCAUAUCAUGCACAAUAAAAGGAAUUGAAUUCUUGGAAUUCAAGCCUUCUGAGGUUGCAGCAGCUGUGGCAAUUGCUGUUGGAGGAGAAAUUCUAACAAUAGACAAUGAGAAAGCAGUUUCAGCUCUCACUCAGUACAUAGAAAAGGAGAGGGUGUUGAAGUGUGUUAAACUAAUCAUUGAGUUAUCAAUGAAUGAUGGGUUGGUUAAGGGUGCUGGUGGUUCAGUCCCAUCUGUGCCCCAAAGCCCCAUUGGGGUGCUGGAUGCUGCUGCAUGCUUGAGCUAUAGAAGCAACGACACAACCGCUGGGUCGUGCCUGAAUUCUUCACAAAACAGUCCUGCUGCCAAAAGGAGGAAGCUAGACAGACCUUGUGAAUUGUAGCUGCUGCAUAAGUGAUGGAAGCUAUUUUUUUCGCCAUAAACCGAUAUGUUUGAUUUUGUUCUAUAUCAGUUUUGGUGUCUGUGAAGGUGAUCCCUAAGACAAUCAAAACAAAACUAAAAACUGAAGUUGGAAAAGAAGGUAAAGAGGAUUGUGAAUGGGGAGAGUAGAGGAGGAAAAAUGGGAUUGGAAAUAUUUGAUGUUCUUAGCAUGAAAAGAACAAUCACCAGCUGUUAAACAUUAGACUUCUUAACAGCUUGAUUCAAGAAACAGAGAGGAGACAAAUUUGGUGAAUGGAGAAGGAAAAAAAGAGAAAACAGUGGUGGGAGGUUUUUCUUUUUCAUUUAUAGAUACAGUUUGUUUUUAUAUUUAAGGCCAGAGUUUUCCUUUUUUAAGUGUUUGAUAAGAAAAAAAACAAAGCAAAAAAAGUGAAAUAUUAUUA